AAAAGAGAAGCGUGAGUAGAAGGUAGAAGCAGCACUCCCCAACACCAACCUUCAGAAAGAAGAAAGUUUCAACGGGUUCAGAAAAUGGUGUUAAAUCGCUGACACAAAACAAAACCCAAUCAAUUAACCCUAAAAAUUUUUAAAAAUGGAGUCGAGCGUUUUGGAAUGCAUCGGCGUCGAAAUAAUCGGAGUAAUGUCUCCGGUUUCAGUCUGCAUGUUCCUCGUCGUUCUCCUCGUUUACUCUCUCUCCUCGCCGUCAACCACCCCCGACGCCACCAUCCGCACCGCUGCAAACCUCGUCUACGCCGAAAACCCCUCCGAUUCGGCCGCACAGAAGUUCGAAGGCGCGCUCCUAAACGCCGUCGUUUUCGUCAUCCUCAUCGCUAUAGUCACCUUCCUGCUCGUCCUUCUCUACUACUACAACUGCACCUCCUUCCUCCGCCACUACAUGCGCUUCUCUGCUUUCUUCGUUCUUGCUUCCUUGGGUGGAUCCAUUCUUCUCUCCCUCAUUCAACGCUUCUCCAUCCCUCUCGAUUCCCUCACGUGCUUUCUCAUCCUCUUCAAUUUCACCGUCGUUGGCGUUCUCUCUGUGUUCGCCGUUGGAAUCCCUAUUUUGCUUCGUCAGGGUUAUAUGGUUUGUCUUGGGAUAAUUGUUGCGGCGUGGUUCACCAAAUUGCCGGAGUGGACCACGUGGACAUUGCUCGUUGCGCUUGCGGUUUAUGAUUUGGUGGCGGUUUUGGCCCCCGGUGGUCCCCUCAAGCUGCUUGUUGAUUUGGCUUCGAGCAGGAAUGAGGAGCUUCCGGCGUUGGUUUACGAGGCUCGUCCCACCAUGCCGGUGAACGGCCGUGGCGGGGCUUCGACGUUGGGGUUUUUGGUUGCUGGGGUUUCGGAGUCGGAGAAUUCGAGAAUUGAGCUUCAGGUGGUGUCUAGGGAGAAUGUGGGUCGGAGAAAUGAGAAUGAGGGUGAAUUUCAUGGGAAUUUUGGCCAUGGAGAUUCUGUUGCGGGUUUUAGGAAUGAGGAGAGUGAGGGUGGGAGGGAUGAUGAAGGAGAAAGAUCGCCGUUGGUAGCGAAUCGGUUAUCGGAUUCGAUGAUUCAAUUUGGUGGAAGGGAGAGUGAGGUUGUUGUUAAUGACGAGAUGUCUCCACUUGUGGAGAUGAUUGGGGUUGGGAAUGAAGAAGGGGAAGGAAUGAGGAGGGGUGGGUUGGAGAUUGCUGAUAGGGGAAUUAAGCUUGGUCUUGGGGACUUCGUUUUCUACAGUGUGCUUGUUGGUAGAGCUGCAAUGUAUGAUCUGAUGACAGUGUAUGCUUGUUACAUCGCCAUUAUAUCGGGACUAGGUUGUACUCUUAUGUUGUUGUCAGUGUGCCGCCAAGCUCUGCCUGCGCUUCCUAUUUCAAUUGCAUUGGGUGUUCUUUUCUAUUUUUUGACUCGGUUGCUCAUGGAACCCUUCAUUGUUGGGACAGCCACAAAUUUGAUGAUGUUUUGAACCGGCGUUGAUUUUUGAGAGACACAGGCUAGGCUUUAGAUGUGUUCUAAUGCUUUCCUAGAUGAGGAGUUUGUGUGUGGAGCGAAGAGGUAGUACUCCAUGCUUCUUGUCACCUUAGUAGUUAGUAGUAACAGACUUGAUCUUGUCAUCUUAUUUUUCUAACAGAUAGUGUUGCAACUAAUAGUCAUCAAUCAUUUUGAAAAAUGCAACCCCCCUCUUUCUUGCCCUUUUCUUCAGAUCCUGUAAAUUUAAAAAUUAACAGAAAUAGUUGUGUUGAUCCAAAUGUCUUCCUUGGCUUUUUGACAUACAUGAGGUGCGUAGAGGAAAUUAUUGGUAGCUAAGCGAUUGUUGAGAAUAUCACUUCUACCUGAGUAUAUUUUUGGAUUCUCCAUAUAAUUGUAAUCUUCAACCUGCUUCCCUUUUGUGUUUUUUCUAUGUUGAAUUCUGUCCUUGUUUAUGCACAUAAUAAUGGAAUUAUUCAUUU
This is a messenger RNA of Abrus precatorius (Indian licorice), 1967 nucleotides long. RefSeq names its product presenilin-like protein At1g08700. NCBI's taxonomy places the organism in Eukaryota, Viridiplantae, Streptophyta, Magnoliopsida, Fabales, Fabaceae. The coding region runs from base 146 to 1483 and encodes 445 amino acids. Gene Ontology annotation, biological process: protein processing. The transcript has a single exon. The record is from RefSeq and is a predicted model, not a curated record. Gene Ontology annotation, molecular function: aspartic endopeptidase activity, intramembrane cleaving. Gene Ontology annotation, cellular component: nucleus; membrane.